Beta vulgaris subsp. vulgaris (sugar beet) is the source of this 1393-nucleotide messenger RNA. Its product is annotated as SPX domain-containing protein 2. Lineage: Eukaryota; Viridiplantae; Streptophyta; Magnoliopsida; Caryophyllales; Amaranthaceae. The transcript is spliced from 3 exons. Gene Ontology annotation, biological process: cellular response to phosphate starvation. The record is from RefSeq and is a predicted model, not a curated record. The coding region runs from base 334 to 1194 and encodes 286 amino acids.
UUUUUACAUUAUGCCAACUAUAUUUUAUAUAUUUUUACAAGAAUGGAAUUAAACCAAGAAAUAUACUUCUACCACAUCAAUAUUAAUUAAAAAUAAAGGAUAUUCGGACGAAACAAUUUCGAAUAUUCUAUUCUUCUCCGCCUAUCUUCAUCUCAUUUAUAUUACUCUCCUCCAUUUAAUCUUUCUUCUUUCUCUACCACUUUCAUCUUCACUUUUGCUUAACCUUAUAAUUUUCAUUUUCUCUCUCCUAAAAAAGAUUGAAAAUAUUCCUGAAUUUUCUCUCUCCUCUUGAAUUUUUCUGCGAAUUUUUUAGGUUUUUUGUGUGAUUGAUCGAUGAAGUUUGGGAAGAGUUUGAGCAAUCAGAUCGAAGAAACUUUGCCGGAAUGGCGAGAUAAGUUUUUGUCGUACAAAGAUUUGAAGAAAAAAUUGAAGUUGAUUGUUCCGAAGAGCAACAAUGGCGGCGAGGAGAGUAAUAAUGACCGUCCGAUUAAGCGACAGAGGAUCGACGGUGAGGAAGGUAUGACGAAGGAAGAGGUUGAUUUUCUCACGUUGUUGGAAGAUGAACUUGAGAAAUUUAAUACGUUUUUCGUUGAGAAAGAGGAAGAGUAUAUCAUCAGAUUAAAGGAGUUACAAGAUAGAGUGGCAAAGACAAAUGCUUGUAAUUAUGAAGAGAUGCUCAAAAUUAGCAAGGAGAUUGUGGAUUUUCAUGGAGAGAUGGUUUUGUUGGAAAAUUACAGUGCUCUCAACUAUACAGGUCUGGUAAAAAUUCUCAAGAAGUAUGACAAAAGAACCGGGGCUCUCAUACGCUUACCCUUUAUUCAGAGGGUCUUACAACAGCCUUUCUUCACAACCGACCUACUUUACAAGCUCGUUAAAGAGUGUGAACGAAUGCUUGACCUUCUCUUUCCCACUAAUGACGAGCCAACAACUGCUCCUUCAUCCCAUGAGGUUGAUGAAACUUGCGACUGUACUACAACCAGUACCACGGCCAACACUAAUGGUCUGCUUAAAUGUCCCAAGGAACUUGCAGAGAUCGAGUAUAUGGAGAGCCUCUAUAUGAAGAGCACUAUAUCGGCAUUAAGAGCUUUGAAAGAAAUUAGAAGCAAAAGCUCAACCGUAAGCAUGUUUUCGUUGCCUCCCCUUCAACAAGAGACAUGGAAGAAGAUACCUGUUCUUGAGCAAGUAGCUAAAUAAUCAGUACUUGUUUGUUGAGGGGACUAGGGAAAGAGACGUGAACUCUGGUCUCCUUUGUGUAAACUUUUUCAUGUAAUUCUUUAGAUACUAACACGAGAUGUAUUACUCUUUAAAACUUACUUAAUUACCACUAUCAGGUAUACUACCGUUACUACGAGCAUGAAUUUAUGCGCUGUAUGAUAAAGUUUAUGUUUUGGCA